Messenger RNA from Cyprinodon tularosa, 1065 nucleotides. RefSeq names its product transmembrane protein 45B (gene tmem45b). NCBI's taxonomy places the organism in Eukaryota, Metazoa, Chordata, Actinopteri, Cyprinodontiformes, Cyprinodontidae. Bases 167 to 1009 code for a protein of 280 amino acids. The transcript has 6 exons. The record is from RefSeq and is a predicted model, not a curated record.
GGGGUGUGGUUAUGUGCUGGCAGUACAGGUUAGAGGAGCAACACAACAGGUGUGCACGGUUUACACUGAGCAGAGGGCUGUCGCUCUGAGGCAGACCUGGAGAGAAAACUACAGGUUUGUUUUUUUGGGGAGGGAAAUUAAAGAGCGACAAGAGUAAGGCCAAACAAUGGCCAACUUUGGAGGACACGCCAUACCGGGCUCCUUUUUCCUGCUGUUUGGGUUCUGGUUAACGGUGAAGCAUGUUCUCCAACACUACUGGAGGACAAGUCAGCCCAAAGGAAGGCAGAUCAUGCCUCCUUUCUUUAAGAAGAUGGAUUAUGUUGAAGGAGGAUUUCAAAUCUUUGCUUCAUUUGUUGGUAUCAUGGUGGAGCAGUUUGUGGUGGACGGCCCACAUGCCCGCCUCUAUGAUCGGGAGAACACCUCAUGGGUCAAGCUGAUGAACUGGCAGCACAGCACCAUGUAUCUGUUCUUUGGGAUCUCAGGAGCAGCGCUGCUUGCCAGUCUGACGAUCAAACGGGUGCCGCUUGGUGUUGACCGCCUGGCUCUCUCCAUUGCUCUUUUUGUUGAAGGAUUCCUCUUCUUGUACCAUGUGCAUGGUCGGGAACCCCUUGAUGCUCACGUCCACACCUUACUUCUGUUUGCCGUGUUCGCCGGAUCGGCCAGUAACAUGCUGGAGGUGUUCAUAAGGAACAACAUCCUUCUGGAACUGUUCCGGGCACAAAUGUUCUUCCUGCAGGGUUCAUGGUUCUACCAGAUUGGAGUUGUUCUCUACCCCUUAAAUGGAGACGCAUGGGAUUUAAAGCUACAUGACAACAUGAUGUUUGUCACAAUGUGUUUCUGCUGGCAUUUAGCUCUGUCUAUGCUUUUGGUCACCUGUAGUGCCUCCAUUGUUUGCUUCACCACAACAAGAUGCUCUGUAAAAGGACGGGAUAUAGAGAUUGGCAUGCGAAACACAUCCUCCAAAACCAGCUCUCAGAAAGCUUUACUUGAAGAGUCGGAUGAAGAAUGAAAGGCUGGUUUCUGCUUUAUGUUUUUUUUUUUUUUAAACCAAAUUUCAUGUACGUU